GGGAGUUCAAGGAAGUCUACAUACACCUGUAUCUCUUGCAUCGAUGGCAACUGUUUCUAUAAGAUUACACCAUGUCUCGUCUCGUUUCUCAAGCAUUGUACUGCUGCAACUGUCUCCGAGACCAUCCUGAGUGUCAAACCAGUCCGCCACCAUGACGACUCAAGCCCGCAACCUCUUCCACCACCUACCUCCGCCAGCGGAAUGCCUCGCGCUCUUCAUCGCAACCCUCGAAAUCGUCCCUUUCGGAAUAAUAGGUCUACGUGACCCCUCCUUCUUCGCCGAUGGCUACGGUCUUCCCAUCUCAGCCGAGUCCGACACAUCGCCUACAUCCGCAAAACGCUCCAGCAAUACCGAAAGCACCUAUGACGAGGAUCAAAAGACCAAGAAAGCCCUUGUAGCAGCGAUAGCAGCGCGCAACGUUCAAAAUGGCGUUCUCUUAGCAGUCUUUGGUCUGGUACUGCGAGACAGGAGGAGCUUGGGUGUUGCGGUUAUGGCAGGAUUGGUCGCAACCAUCGCGGAUACCGUGAUUGUCAGCGCGUAUGGAGCGAAGGACAAGAUCGCGGGUCACUAUGUUGGCAUCUUCAACAGCUUGGCGAUUGGAGGGAGCUUGCUGUACUGGGGAAGGAACGAUCCGCUGUGGUAAAUCUACGGUCGAAGGAGCACGGGGAAUGGAAGGCGGGAAUCGGGUACGAUGAGCCGGCAGGAUGAAGCGAGGUGUAGACAUGAGUCGCGGGGGGUUUCC
Molecule: messenger RNA, 742 nt
Organism: Alternaria rosae
Lineage: Eukaryota; Fungi; Ascomycota; Dothideomycetes; Pleosporales; Pleosporaceae
Exons: 1
Coding region: 152-643 (163 amino acids)
Source: RefSeq, a predicted model, not a curated record